AUGUGCAGUGAAGGAAUUUUACUUGGUUAUGGCAACCCUCUCCUCGAUAUAACUGUCAGUGGUACAGAAGAAUUCCUCAAGAAGUAUGGCUUGAAAAGUGAUGAUGCCAUCCUUGCUGAGGAGAAGCAUAUGCCAAUGUAUGCUGAGAUGGUGGAUACCUUCAAAGAUGUUGAAUUUAUCCCAGGAGGUGCCACUCAGAAUGCAUUGCGAGUCGCACAGUGGUUUUUAGUCACUCCUAAAGCAACUACGUAUUUUGGUUGUAUCAGCAAAGAUAAGUUUGAUAACAUUUCUCUCUCUCUCUCUCUCUCUCUCUUUUUUUCCUUUCUUUUUCCUUUGCUUUUAAUUUUUGUCUUUUCCAUUUUUCCCCUUCUUUCUACCCCCUUCUUUCUUCCCCUUCCUUUUCUUUCUUUUCUCCCCUUCCUUUCUUUCUUUUUCUUUCUUUCUCUCCCCUUCCUUUCUUUCUCCCCCUUCCUUUCUUUUCUUUCUUUCUCCCCUUUCUUCCUUUCUUUCUCCCCCCUCCUUUCUUUCUUUCUUUCUUUUUCUUUCUUUCUUUCUCCCCUUCCUUUCUUUCUUUCCCCCCUUCCUUUCUUUCUUUCUUUCUCCCCUUCCUUUCUUUCUUUCUUUCUUUCCCCUUCCUUUCUUUCUUUCUUUCUCCCCCUUUCUUUCUUUCUUUCUCCCCUUCCUUUCUUUCUUUCUUUCUCCCCUUCCUUUCUUUCUUUCUUUCCCCUUCCUUUCUUUCUUUCUCCCCCUUCCUUUCUUUCUUUCUUUCUCCCCCUUCCUUUCUUUCUUUCUUUCUCCCCCUUCCUUUCUUUCUUUCUUUCUCCCUUCCUUUCUUUCCUUUCUUUCUUUCUUUCUCCCCCCUUCCUUUCUUUCUCUUUACUCUUACCCCCCACUCUUUUUACUUUUCCCCCAAAUCUUAAAAAAUGGGAAAAAGUAUAA
Messenger RNA from Acanthosepion pharaonis, 939 nucleotides. The record is from the annotation of a GenBank genome assembly. Lineage: Eukaryota; Metazoa; Mollusca; Cephalopoda; Sepiida; Sepiidae.